GAACUAUUCAGGUGCUCCAAUUCAGUAUCAGUGAACAUAGAGAGAUGGGUUCCAAAGCUCUUUUUUUCUUAGUAGUCUUAUCCUUCACAGUGGUGUCUCUCAAGUCUGCUUUCGCAGAUGAGAAUGAGGACCCAGGUCUGGUUAUGAACUUCUACAAAGAUACAUGUCCUCAAGCCGAAGACAUUAUCAGAGAACAGGUCAAGCUUCUCUAUAAGCGCCACAAGAACACUGCAUUUUCAUGGCUAAGAAACAUCUUCCAUGACUGUGCUGUUGAGUCAUGCGAUGCUUCACUACUGUUGGACUCAACAAGGAGGAGCUUGUCUGAGAAGGAGACAGACAGGAGCUUUGGGCUCAGGAACUUUAGGUAUCUUGAUGAAAUUAAAGCAGCUGUUGAGAGGGAGUGCCCUGAUGUUGUUUCCUGCUCAGAUAUCCUUGUCUUGUCUGCAAGGGAGGGCGUUGUUUCGCUUGGAGGUCCUUACAUCCCUCUUAAAACUGGAAGAAGAGAUGGUAGGAAGAGCAGAGCAGAUGUACUUGAGCAAUACCUCCCAGACCACAAUGAGAGCAUCUCUGUCGUCCUUGAGAAGUUUGGAGCUAUGGGUAUUGACACACCAGGAGUUGUUGCCUUGCUAGGUUCCCACAGCGUGGGGCGAACCCACUGUGUGAAGUUGGUGCACCGUUUAUACCCAGAGGUGGACCCUGUGCUGAACCCUAACCAUGUUGAGCACAUGCUCCACAAGUGCCCGGAUGCAAUCCCGGACCCGAGGGCAGUGCAGUAUGUGAGAAAUGACCGUGGCACGCCGAUGAUCUUCGACAACAACUACUACAGGAACAUAUUGGACAACAAGGGGUUGUUGAUAGUGGAUCAUCAACUAGCUACGGACAAGAGAACAAAGCCCUAUGUGAAGAAAAUGGCAAAGGACAAUGACUACUUCUUCAAGGAGUUUGCAAGAGCCCUAACAAUUCUCUCUGAGAACAAUCCACUCACUGGCACAAAGGGUGAGAUCAGAAAACAGUGCAAUGUUGCCAACAAGCAUAACUAGGGAAGCUCACUCGAUCAUGUUGAGAGUUCACAAUAAAAAUGGGCUUUGCUUUUAAGAGUGGCAUCAAGAUGGUCAUGACCAUGUUGCAUGCACUGUUUCUAGUAUAGGUUUCUGCUUUUGUUUGUUGUCAGGUCAAUGUUGUUAUGUAUAUGUAUUUAUGUAUGGGUUGAUGGUAUAUGAUGCACCAUUAUGAACUAUAGUCUUGAUGGUUGUUGAUUCUAUAUGAAUGUAAUGCUCUCUCUCGGUAUAUCUUGCUCCAUUAGCCGUGACUGUUGCAUCUCAACUAUUUGUAUUUGUAAACACUAUUGGGAGAUCCAUGUGAUGGAUCUUUCAUGAAUUGUUCGGUUUAUUUGUAUAUAGUGACUUAUUUUAAAUGCCGUAAACUUAUUUUUC
Cornus florida is the source of this 1433-nucleotide messenger RNA. RefSeq names its product peroxidase 42-like. The coding region runs from base 45 to 1040 and encodes 331 amino acids. Gene Ontology annotation, molecular function: heme binding; peroxidase activity. The transcript has 4 exons. Gene Ontology annotation, biological process: hydrogen peroxide catabolic process; response to oxidative stress. The record is from RefSeq and is a predicted model, not a curated record. NCBI's taxonomy places the organism in Eukaryota, Viridiplantae, Streptophyta, Magnoliopsida, Cornales, Cornaceae.